Dracunculus medinensis (Guinea worm) is the source of this 417-nucleotide messenger RNA. The record is from the annotation of a GenBank genome assembly. Lineage: Eukaryota; Metazoa; Nematoda; Chromadorea; Rhabditida; Dracunculidae.
AUGCGUCUGCGGCUCAUUGGCAAGAUAAUUGCCUUCUUCCAAGUUUUAUUGCGAUCUCUAUCGAGACCCUUUUCUAAUGUCAUUACAAAUUUGGCUACGAAUCAUCCAAAACUUCGAUCGUUGAUUUUUAUUCCGGCUGGUCGAGCACUUAUCCGCCUUACAAUUAGGCUUCGAAUGCAGAAUCUUGGUUUCGGCAAGCCAGCUACAGUAGCAGAUGUUACCGAAACUGCUGCUGCUGAAAUAGCCAACUUUAUUUUAUUUGUUUCUCUUUCUCUCGCAGUUUUCUAUAUGUCUAAAUGGGUCACUCCUGAAACUGCUAAGAAAAGUGAUUUUGAAAAGGCUAUUGCGGUAAUAAUUUUUCUAAAAAAUUCAUUUAUUCAGUAUGUAGUUGUUUAUGAAGAAUAUCAGAUAAAAUAA